UUAAACAGAUACGAGAGAGCGAUCUACGCCAGCCUGAGUGGAAACCUCAAACCGCUCCUGGCAGUGUGUGAAUCAUGGGAGGACUGCGUGUGGGCGUACUUCAGAGUGAUGGUCGACUCGCUGGUUGAAAAGGAUCUGAUGUCAUCGGGUAUGGCCCACCAGGAAGUGGAGACACUGCCGCGAGAAUACCUGGAGGCGAACUGGACGAUGGAAAAGGUGUUUGAGGAGCUUCAAGCCUCAGAAUCGAAGAGGGUGUUGGAGGAGACGAGAGAGCAUUACCACGUCAUCCAGAAGUUUGCCAUCCUGGGAGACCUGGACGGGCUGAUGGAGGAGUUUUCUGAUUGGCUGAAAUCCUCUAAGCCCCUCCCCUCCCACCUGCUGCGUUUCAUGUCUCACCUCCUGCUGUUCUUCCGCUCUCUGGGUUUGGCGCUGAAGGAGGAGCUGUGCGUGGACGUGUUGAAGGCGUAUGUUUCCCUUCUGAUUCAGGAUCAGCAGACCGACCUCGUGGCGAGUUACGUCGGCCAGCUCCCGGCCGAGCUCGCCACAGUUCAGUACGCCGCCUUCUUGGAAACCGUCACCCAGUCUGAGCUCCGCCCCCGCUGUCUGCAGCUCGCCACUGAAGCAGGUCUGGACGUCGCUGCGAUAACGAAGCUGGUGGUGGAAACUGUGAGGGAGAGAGACGACACAGAGUUUAUUCAUCACAGCCAGACGCUGGAGACGGCGACUACAAAGGAGGACCAAAGGAAGAUCGACAUUAUCGACUGGCUGCUGUUUGACCCCGCCCAUCGAGCCGAAGCCCUUAAACAGUCCAACGCCAUCAUGAGGAAGUUUCUGGCUUUGCAGAAACACGAUGCAGCGAAGGCGGUGUUCUCCAAAGUUCCGGAGGACUCGAUGAAGGAGAUUUGUUGCCAGUGGGCGGGCAUCGGUCAGGCCACUUUACCCGCCGAGGAUGAGAACGCCAUCAGAGAACACCUGUGUAUCAGAGCCUACCUGGAAGCUCAUGAGGCGUUCACUGACUGGUUCAGUCACAGUAGUUCUGCCCCCCAGAAGCCGGCUCCAGUCCCGGAGGCCAAAUUCACUGAGAGGGUCGCUAAUGAGAUGAGAGAGAAGGAGUACCAGUCGUCUUUCUCCACCUGGUCCUGUCGUCUGGACGUUCUGACUGAAGACGUGAAAGAAAGAAUCUACAAUGUGCUGCUGUUCGUCGAUGGAGGAUGGAUGGUUGACAACAGACAGGACUCAGAGCAGGACUCAGAGCGCAGUCACCAGAUGGUGGUGUUGCGUUCUCUGUGUCUUCCUCGACUUAGCUUCCUGCUGCUCAGCGUGCUGCAGAACUCCUCCAGACACCAGGAGGCGCUGCGUCUAGCUGACAUCAUCUCAUCUGACCAACACCGUCUCUACCAGGUUUUCUCUAAAGAGGAGCUGAGGAGGUUCCUGCAGAAGCUGAGGGAGUCGUCUCUCUCUCUGUUGGACAAAGGACUCGACCCGCUGGGCUACGAGUUACAGCCGUCAAUUUAAACACUCGUAGUUUGAAGUUUGGAUUGUCGUCUUUUUGAGCUCUGUUAAUCUUUUUUUGCAAAAUAAAAGCCUGUUUCUUGUA
Molecule: messenger RNA, 1597 nt
Organism: Paralichthys olivaceus (Japanese flounder)
Lineage: Eukaryota; Metazoa; Chordata; Actinopteri; Pleuronectiformes; Paralichthyidae
Source: RefSeq, a predicted model, not a curated record